This is a messenger RNA of Patiria miniata (bat star), 1156 nucleotides long. RefSeq names its product protein cereblon-like. Lineage: Eukaryota; Metazoa; Echinodermata; Asteroidea; Valvatida; Asterinidae. The transcript is spliced from 7 exons. The record is from RefSeq and is a predicted model, not a curated record. Bases 38 to 604 code for a protein of 188 amino acids.
UAGCGCCCUCAAUCGGUAGGUAGUGAGCAAUUCCAAGAUGGCGGCGCCCAUGAGAGUUUGUGAUGCCGUUUCUCACAGGAAUCUCGGUUGCAUUUCUGCAGUUGUUCGCUACCUUUUCUUACUUAUUGCAACACUGCAGGUAGGGCGCAUAUCGGGCAGCGGUUCAGACAGCGACGAGUGGGAAGCAUUCCUACUGUGUCGUCAGUGUGGUCAUGAGGUCACCCAGGCAACCGAUCUAAUCAGACGGACAAGUGACCUUUCGCUGCACCAACGGAAUGACACCAUUCUGGGCGUGGACAAUGUUUUAAUUCAACUCUUUAAAAAUCCUCAAGGCAGAGUGUUUGAGCUCAUCACAGCUAAACAGGCUGAAGUGAUAAAAGCUGAACAGGCCUUUGCGGAGCAUAGCUGGUUCCCUACCUACUCAUGGCGGAUAGUGUCGUGUCCACAUUGCAGGGCGCACCUUGGCUGGUCCUUUGAACCCCAUGGACAUAAAGAUGGCACCCAAGACACAGAGGAAACAUUUUAUGGAUUAAUUCUGAAUCACCUGAUACACCAGGAAUAUGCUGAUUCUCUUCUUAUGAUGCCCAAAAUGUAUGGAAGGUGACAGCGCAAUGCAUCAGCGAUCCAGAAGAUUUAACCGGGUGGGAUGGGGUGUGAGGGGUGGGGUGGGGUAGGGGUUGGGUGGGGUGGGGGUUAGAGAGGAGCUUAUUGUUGGUCAGUCAAAGGGUUGGAGAUCUUUAAAGAUCCUUUGUGUUUAACACUCAACAGUUUUGCAUAAAGGGGGCCGAGGUAAAAUAUAAUUGUUAUACCUCUUGAAUACUUGGAUACUGUAUUUUUAUUGGCCUAGAACGAUCACGUGUUAAGUUUAUACAAAAGUCACGGCACACUCCCUGUGGGAUAUCACAUGACUUUGCACGUGCGGUACGCACUGUGUGAAACGCUGGUAUCGUUGGUACCCACGCUAUUUUCACCAUGUUUUCACACGAGUGGGAGCAGUGAACUAGCAGACGAUCAGCUGUUUCGAGCACGCGACAUGCAUGUGAGUUGACGUUCGAUUGCCAUGAUUGCUGUGUUUAUUGCUGUUUGUUUUCGUGAUUUUCACUUCACAAUCCAACGAAUCCAAGACAGAGGUAUAAAAAAAACAGUUGUCGACUGC